GUAGCUACAGUGUGACGACAUUUGUUUUCUUCUUAAACCCUAAACCUCAUCAUCAACAUUUUUUUUUUUGUUGAAACACUGAUCCAAUUCCAUUUCCAAUCUAAUUCCAUGCUCUCUCUCACCAAACGCAUUCACUCUCUCACACUCACACCCUUCCUUUCUCGCACCUCCCACAACCUCCGCUCCCCUCGUCCCGACGCCGGCUCCCAAUCCAGACGCCGCCACAAAUCUCCGCCUCUUCCGCUCAAAAAAGCGGAGGAAAGAUCAGAAUGGUGGAUCGUUGACGGCGAAAUGCACGAAAUAGGCGAUCACGUGCCUCCACGUGAGAGGUUCAUCAUUCCCCGAGAGAAUAUUCCUAACAAACGCCGUAAACAGCUGAGAGAACAGUUCAUGCGCAGAACUCGCCUUGUUCUUAAGGAAUCUGAACACGACCCUUGGUGUAAAAGAUAUAUGGAACUAUACAAUGAACUUCGAGAAAAUUGGGAGAGACUUUAUUGGGAUGAAGGCUACUCUAAUAAGCUUGCUCGGGAUCAUGCGAACUAUGAGUCUGCUGAAGAUGAUGAUGAAGAUUUUUCACCUUACAGGAAUAGAAGACCCCCAAUGGAGUAUAACAAGGACCUGAAUUUUGUUAGAGACAGGAAAUCUGAUAAAUUUGAUACUUGGGAGAAAGUUAACCUCAUUCGUGAUAAAUUUGAGUAUGACAGAGAGAGAAGAAUGAGGGAGAAAGCAUUUGCUCCUAUGCAUGGAGUAUCUGCGGCUGACUCUCAUGAUUCGGAAGGCUGGAACCAACCACUAAAUACGGAUCGAUAUUUUAGCCGAACCGAAAGGUAUCAUCAAGAGGAGAAUAAAUGAAAUGGGCCUGCUAUUUCGCAAAGAGGUGAAAUAAUUUCCAUUCUCACUUAACAUUUAUGUUCAACUCGAUACUAUUUUGCUUCAAUAUGACAGCAGUUUCUAAAUGGUUUAGUUCUCUUUCAGUAAGGAUGGUGAAAUUGUUUUGUAACAGAAAUUCGAUAAUGUUUUAUAGCACCGACCUUUGCUCUCCCCAAAUGGUAGAUUAUUGUGACUUGUGAGAAUGUAAAUAAAAUUGGAAGUAACAUGAUACUUAUAAGAUAUUGUAACUAAUAAACUCAUUUAAUGUGUAGAAUGUAGAUAUCUUUUUUGCUUCCUU
Messenger RNA from Trifolium pratense (red clover), 1168 nucleotides. RefSeq lists its product as uncharacterized. The record is from RefSeq and is a predicted model, not a curated record. The transcript is spliced from 5 exons. Lineage: Eukaryota; Viridiplantae; Streptophyta; Magnoliopsida; Fabales; Fabaceae. Bases 109 to 852 code for a protein of 247 amino acids.